This is a messenger RNA of Sus scrofa (pig), 2004 nucleotides long. RefSeq names its product solute carrier family 2 member 8 (gene SLC2A8). The record is from RefSeq and is a predicted model, not a curated record. Gene Ontology annotation, cellular component: membrane. NCBI's taxonomy places the organism in Eukaryota, Metazoa, Chordata, Mammalia, Artiodactyla, Suidae. Gene Ontology annotation, molecular function: D-glucose transmembrane transporter activity. Gene Ontology annotation, biological process: D-glucose transmembrane transport.
UGGCCAGACAGGCCGGUGCCGGCAGCACUCGCGGAUUCCGCGGCAGUUCAGGCGUCUGAGCGGACCUGGUAAGCGUUGGUUGCGGACAUGACGCCUGAGUUCCCAGAGGACUCCCAGCCGCUCUUGCGGCCGCUGGGCGAGAGCGCUCCUCGCAGCCGCCGCGUCUUCCUUGCCGCCUUCGCCGCUGCCCUGGGCCCGCUCAGCUUCGGCUUCGUUCUCGGCUACAGCUCCCCAGCUAUCCCGAGCCUGCGGCGGGCCGCGCCCCCAGCCCCACGCCUCGACAACGACGCCACCUCCUGGUUCGGGGCCAUCGUGACCUUGGGCGCCGCUGUGGGGGGCGUGCUGGGCGGCUGGCUCGUGGAUCGUGCCGGGCGCAAGCUGAGCCUCCUGCUCUGCACCGUGCCCUUCGUGGCCGGCUUUGCCAUCAUCACCGCGGCUCAGAACGUGUGGAUGCUGCUCGGAGGCCGCCUCCUCACCGGCCUGGCCUGCGGCGUUGCCUCACUAGUGGCUCCGGUCUAUAUCUCGGAAAUUGCCUACCCCGAAGUGCGGGGCCUGCUGGGCUCCUGUGUGCAGCUGAUGGUCGUCACAGGCAUCCUCCUAGCCUACCUGGCGGGCUGGGUCCUCGAGUGGCGCUGGCUGGCCGUGCUGGGCAGCGUGCCCCCCACCUUCAUGCUGCUGCUCAUGGGCUGCAUGCCUGAGACCCCGCGCUUCUUGCUGACCCAGCACAAGCACCAGGAAGCCAUGGCCGCCAUGCAGUUCCUGUGGGGCUCCGAGCAGCGCUGGGAAGAGCCCCCAGUUGGGGCUGAGCACCAGGGCUUCCGCCUGGCCCAGCUGCGGCGUCCUGGCGUCUACAAGCCCUUCGUCAUCGGCGUCUCACUGAUGAUCUUCCAGCAGCUGUCGGGCAUCAACGCCGUCAUGUUCUAUGCAGAGACCAUCUUUGAGGAGGCCAAGUUCAAGGAGAGCAGCCUGGCCUCGGUCAUCGUGGGUGUCAUCCAGGUGCUAUUCACGGCCGUGGCGGCCCUCGUCAUGGACAGAGCUGGGCGGAGGGUGCUCCUGACCCUGUCAGGUGUGGUCAUGGUGUUCAGUACCAGCGCCUUUGGCACCUACUUCAAGCUGACCCAGGAUGGCCCCAGCAACUCCUCGCACGUGCACCUCUUGGCACCCGUCUCCGUGGAGCCCACCGAUGCCAGCGUGGGGCUGGCCUGGCUGGCGGUGGGCAGCGUGUGCCUCUUCAUCGCUGGCUUCGCCCUGGGCUGGGGGCCCAUCCCCUGGCUCCUCAUGUCUGAGAUCUUCCCUCUGCACGUCAAGGGCGUGGCCACCGGCGUCUGUGUCCUCACCAACUGGCUCAUGGCCUUUCUGGUGACAAAGGAGUUCAGCAGCCUCAUGGAGGUGCUCAGGCCCUACGGUGCCUUCUGGCUCGCCUCCGCCUUCUGCAUCUUCAGUGUCCUUUUCACUCUGGCCUGUGUCCCUGAAACCAAAGGGAAGACUCUGGAGCAGAUCACAGCCCAUUUUGAGGGGCGAUGACAGCCUCUCCCCGAGAGUGGCCACCCCUCUUAGCUGGACUUGGCUUUGGGCGGAGGGGAUAGAGCUUGCCUGUGACUCCGAACUGAGCCUCAGCUGGAGCCUGGAAUGCCUGCCCGUCUGCAGGGAGCCAGGACUGCAGCCCCUUGGAGCCUUGGCCUCUGGGGUCCCUCCUUCCUGCCCCCAUCUCCACAGCCCAGGGAAGCACGGGGACGAGGCUUCCAGCCCUGGCGUCCAGUUCCCGCUGCUGCUCUGUGACUCGGGAGGAGGGGACAUCUCGGAGGUGCUUUGCCGCCCUGUGGUCAGCCCCCCAUGCGCUGGCUCCAUCGUGACACAAAAGUGACAAUGGAAAAGGGGAACUCUUGGUUCCUGGUUUUCUGGAGAAAAUGCUUUGGGAGGCUGGGUAACGGCCCACGGUUUCUCCUCUCACGUGGCUGAGUUCUCAGGAAGGAACUUUGCCAAAUAAAGAUUUGCCUUAGAGAA